AUGACUGAAGAAGAAGCUCCAGCUCCUCCUCUCACAAUUGAAGAGGAAGUCAAGCUCCUAACAGUCCAAAAUACACGAAAUCUAUUUCAACUUUUAAUUACUCGACCUCAAAAAGAAUUAAACAAAAAACGAAAUUUUGUUGACAGAGAUUCACAUUUAGGAACAGAAGGUCUCGUUGAAUACCGUUCAUUUAAGGAUCCUAACUAUGAUUUAGUAAGGGCAACCUUAGAUUGCGCGAUUCAAAGCUCAGAACAAACAACUGAAGUCUCUUCGCAAACCCCAUGGUGUCGCAAAGUAAAUUCGUCAGCACAAACAAUUCCUGUUACGUUUUUGCCCGAAUUACGUCAAUCUAUUCAAGAGCAGGAAGAUUUCUUGCAAUUUGCCCAUAAAAUUGCCGAAAGAGUCUCUCCUGUACUUGAAUCAAAUGUAUCCUCCGAUGUCUUUCAAGAUCAAUUGGCAAAUCUCAAAGCAUGCGAUGAUUCUCUCGUCAAAUCAUUCAGCGUUUCACAACUCAAAGAAUUCUUAUCUCUUAAAGAUGCUAGGUUUAGUAGCCCAGUUACAUGCAUCGAUGUGAUGCCAGGUUCGAAAGAAACCGUUGGUAUCUCAUUUGCUUCAUCUACUUCGUUUGAUCAAUAUAUGAAACGAUCUGCGAAUGCUCCAGUUGAACAUAUCUUCAUCUGGAACUUCCAGGCAAUUUUACAUCCACAAUAUGUAUUAGAAUCUCCAUCUGUCGUAUUAUGCUUUAAGUUUUGUCCUCACAACCCUAACAUUGUUGUUGGUGGUUGUGAAAAUGGUCAAGUAUUACUAUGGGAUAUAUCAGAUGAAAAGACAAAGAUCAGUGCUGAUCUUAGAACUUCAUAUUCAACAGAAGAUUCAUUCUCUACAUUCUACCACCCGAAGUAUGCAUCAACAUUCUUCGGACCAAAUCUUACUCCAUCAAAAUCUCACACUCAACCAGUUUAUGAUCUUAAAUUCUUACCAAAGACACAAAAGUUUACUCGUAUCGGUGAAGUUGUUCAAUGCGAAAAUACAACUCAAUUUGCUACAAUUUCUGUCGAUGGACAUCUCAUUAUUUGGGAUAUUGACAUUGAUGAAUCUACAUGUGCACCAAAUACUCAUGCACUCCUUCCAGGAGCUUCCCUAACAAAUGAAUGGCUCCCAACAUUCAAUAUGAACCUCUUCAAGUCAGCCAAAGAAAACAUUUAUUAUCCAGGUACUAUUUUCGGCUUACUUACGGACAACAACGGAGCAUUUACAGGUGAUUGCCGUUUCGUUACCGAAUACGGUGACGCUUGUGCAUUCAAUUGGAUUAACGGCCCAGAUAAGACAGUUAUCGGCCGUCAGAACCCAUACAUCUCCAGCAGCCAACAGCUGAUGUACCAUACAGCUGUAGGUUUCGUAGAGAACCCAUUUGUCCACGGACUCUUCGUUGGAUGCGAUAGAUGCCAGGUAGUUUUGGCAGAUCUUACAAAUGAAGUCACAGAAUUAUUCCGUAGUGCAGCAAGACAUCAUCCAGCUACUUGUGUUGCAUUCAGCCCUACAAGACCAAGUGUUUUCGUUGUUGGAAAAGAAAACGGUGAUAUCGAAGUUUGGUCAAUCCUCGACAAAUCCCAUGAAUGCUUAUUCUCGCAGUCUGUAGCCAGUAGCAGAGUCUCCAGCUUAGCAUUUGGAACAGCUAAGACCGGAGUCCAAUUAUUAUGUAUCGGAUGUGGAGAUGGCACUUUAAUGAUCUUCCAGGUGCCAAGCUUCAUGUCUAACCCUGCCCCGAACGAGGAGGAACAGCUUAGAACAUUCGUCGAGCAGCAGAACAAGUUCGUUGCUCAGACAAGAGAAAGAUUCAACGCUCGCGGUGGAGGAAACAAGAAGACUGAGCAGGUUAAGGCUGAAGGACAGGCAGAAGGCGAAGAAGAAAAGGCUCCUGAAGAGGAAGAUGAUGGUGAGAAGGUCGAUGUUGAGUUAGUUCAGUUCGAGAAAGAAUAUGCUAAGAUUAUUAAAGAGUUUGAAGAGUUCGAGAAGAAACAAGAUGAUGAAUAA
Molecule: messenger RNA, 2034 nt
Organism: Trichomonas vaginalis G3
Lineage: Eukaryota; Parabasalia; Trichomonadida; Trichomonadidae
Product: dynein heavy chain binding
Exons: 1
Coding region: 1-2034 (677 amino acids)
Biological process (GO): cilium movement involved in cell motility; inner dynein arm assembly
Cellular component (GO): inner dynein arm
Molecular function (GO): dynein light chain binding; dynein heavy chain binding
Source: RefSeq, a predicted model, not a curated record